ACCAAUCACAUUUCACCAGUCUCUCCCUCUGUGCUCAAGUACUUCAACCACAACUAUGUGGUGUGCCAGUGCGUGUGAGAGAAAAAGGAAAAGCCACCGGAAAGCCACAAGUUGGUUUUGUUUUUCCCAGCAAAAUUGUCGUCUUCGUUAGCUCAAUUUGGUGGUAGUACUACUUUUCCUCCAUAAUUUUUCUGGGCUUUUGUAAAAAAUCUUUUCUGCCUCAAAAAUUGCAAGUGGGUCAUCUUUGCUUCUUGAUGUCUCAGUCCCACUUGUUAGUCUUUACUGUCUCUGCUUUCAAACUGACCACUGAUCCCUUUCCUCUCUCUUCUUAGUCUAAAAUAUUGUUCAUUCUUCCCUUUUCUCCUUCAACGUUUAUUUGAUUAUUUCUCUCUGUUGAAUGCGUUAAUCGUUCAUUUGGAUGUAUGGAAGAUCUUUUCUUGCUGCUAAUAAGGUCAUUGAAGAGCAAUCUUUAAUGGCUUUUCUGUUUUUUGAAGUUGUUGGUCUUGUACUGGCUUUCAAGAUUGGAUUUUGUGUUUGGGUAAAGGACACAAAAAGGGUUGAUUUGCUUUAGUUGGGGCAUCUGGGAAUUGGUAUAAAGAAGCAAACUUUAUUGUGUAUUGGAUUGAAAUGGUGGUAAAAGUUUAUGGAUUUGAUGGUGGGUUUUUGGAGUUUUGUAAGAUGUUGACCUGAAGGGCCUUAUUGGGAGAGGUUGAUCAUGUGCACUUAUUGUUCGUGAACUGUAACUUUUGUGGCCAAGAAUCCAUGUUUGGAGUGAGACAAUGGAGAGAUUUACGGCCAUAUAUUUUUUUCUAUAGCAUUGGCUGCUGUAGCUUAGUGAAAAGAAUAUGAAAAAUUUCCUAAAGAAGCUCCAUAUAGGGUCUAAUCAGCCUGAGGAUUCAGAAGGGUCUACUUCAUCAUCGAAAUGGAAUAGGUUAAGUGAUGUAUCUUCACCUGAAAGGUUUUCUCACUCUAGGUCCCAGCAUACUUCUGAGCAUAAUAAACCCUUUUCAGCUAUAUCAGGAUGGUUGAAUUCAGUCACACAUAGAAAGAGUCCAAGUCCUCCUUCCUCUUCCAAUGUUCCGGGGGUAGACAAUAUGGAACCUUCUGAUUCGUUGGGUAGUAGUGGAAUAGAUGCUUCUUUGGAAGCCAUGAGGCGAGAUUCGGGGUCCAGUAAUUCAAGGGAUCCUGAUAUCGAGGAGGAGUAUCAAAUACAAUUAGCUUUAGAGUUAAGUGCCAGGGAAGAUCCUGAGGCAGUUCAGAUUGAAGCUGUUAAACAGAUUAGUUUGGGCUCUCUUCCACCGGAUAAUACCCGAGCAGAGGUUGUUGCUUAUCAAUAUUGGAAUUAUAAUGCCCUGAGUUAUGAUGACAACAUCCUGGAUGGUUUUUAUGACCUAUAUGGCGUCUUCACGGAGUUCACUUCAUCAAAAAUGCCUUCCCUCAUUGAUCUGCAAGGAACACCAGUUUCAGAUAGUAUCACUUGGGAAGCAAUUCUUGUGAGUAAAGCUAACGACACUAAGUUGCUGAAACUUGAACAGGAAGCCUUAGAGAUGGCUGUCAAGUCAAGGUUAGGAUCUGUUAUUUUUGUAGGCCAUAAUUUGUUACGGAAGCUUGCCAUCAUUGUUUCUGAUUAUAUGGGGGGCCCUGUUGGCGAUCCUGAGAAAAUGUCGAUGGCAUGGAGAAGUCUCAGUUAUGAAUUGAAGGCAACUCUUGGGAGCAUGGUUUUGCCUCUUGGUUCCUUGACUAUUGGAUUGGCUCGUCACCGUGCAUUGUUGUUCAAGGUUUUGGCUGAUUGUUUGGGCAUUCCCUGUCGGUUAGUCAAAGGGCAGCAGUACACAGGCUCCCAUGAUGCGGCUAUAAACUUUGUAAAGAUUGAUGAUGGCAGGGAAUACAUUGUUGAUUUAAUGGGAGACCCUGGCACCCUUAUUCCAGCUGACAUAACAGCAGCAAAUACUGAAUAUGAAGAAGCAUUUCCAUCAGCUAAUGAUUUCUUGAAAGAUGAUAAUUCUCAUUUUGCUUCCUCCAGUGCUCUGGUUCCUAAUUUACUUCAAGACCAUUCAGAGGUUGGAUCUCGAUUUGCUGAUAGCAGUGCUGCCACAGUUGAAUCAAAUAGUGAAGGUGAAUGUCUGGCUUUCCAGAAUUUGCCUCAAAUUCAAGUUGAGGAAGGAUCCAACAAGUCUGCUGAAGACUUACCAAAGCCUUAUGGUGUAAGGAAGCUCAUACCAGAUGUUCGUAGCAGGCCUAAUCCUCCUUAUUCUCAUGCAAGGUCUCCUUCUUGGACUGAGGGUGUAAGCUCACCAGCAGUACAUAAAAUGAAAGUAAAGGAUGUAUCACAAUACAUGAUUGAUGCUGCUCAAGAAAAUCCACAUCUAGCUCAGAAACUUCAUGAUGUGUUGCUCGAGAGUGGUGUUGUUGCCCCUCCGAGCUUGUUUACUGAAGUAUAUCCAAAGCAGUUCAAUAAUGUGCCAGUAGAUUCCAAGUCUCCAAAGGGAGAUGGGGAAAAUGAAGAAAAGGGCAACACCAAAAGGAUAUUGGGUCUGGAUAAUGUUAGUCAGGCUCGCUUCUUGCCCCCUCUACCUUAUCAUGGUCUACGCUCUAAAGGCAUUCCCAGUGAUCAGGUAGAGCAUCAAAUUGAUUUUAGGGAAGGAACAGGUCAGCAUGUACCAUCACAGCCUGAAGUAACUCCUGCGAUAUAUACAAAAAAUGUUCCUGUUGCUGCAGCUGCCGCAGCUGCUGCAGCUGUUGUUGCAUCUUCAAUGGUAGUAGCUGUAGGAAAGACUGGCACUGAUGCCAACCUUGAGCUCCCUGUAACUGCUGCUGCUACAGCCACAGCUGCAGCUGUAGUGGCAACAACUGCAGCUGUCAGUAAGCAGUAUGAGAACUUGGAGAUUGGUGCCUCUUCACCUGAUAGUCCAGCUGCUUUCUUUAACCCAUUCGGCUGUGCAAAAAGUGAUGAAGAUGCAGAUGCUGCUGCAUACGACCAACGGGGAAGUGGCAGCCGAGAGCAAGAGGCUUUAGGUGAUGGUGAAAGAACAUCAGAUACGUCUACAGGCAAUGACAGUGCAAAAUCGGAUGCUAUGCUUGAUGAUGUAGCUGAUUGCGAGAUUCCUUGGGAGGAUAUGGCCUUGGGUGAGCGUAUCGGACUUGGAUCUUAUGGUGAGGUCUAUCAUGGAGACUGGCAUGGCACUGAAGUUGCUGUUAAGAGAUUCCUUGACCAAGAUGUAGCUGGUGAAUCCCUUGAAGAAUUUAAAAGUGAGGUUUGGAUCAUGAAAAGACUAAGGCAUCCUAAUGUUGUUCUUUUUAUGGGAGCUGUUACGCGUCCCCCAAAUCUUUCAAUUGUUACGGAAUUUCUUCCUAGAGGUAGUUUGUAUAGGUUAUUACAUCGCCCCAACAAUCAGUUAGAUGAGCGAAGAAGAUUAAGGAUGGCUCUUGAUGCUGCUAGGGGGAUGAAUUACCUUCACAACUGCACUCCAGUAAUAGUUCAUCGUGAUUUGAAAUCUCCAAAUCUUCUUGUUGAUAAGAAUUGGGUUGUAAAGGUAUGUGAUUUUGGGCUAUCAAGAAUGAAGCAUAGCACAUUUCUUUCUUCAAGGUCAACUGCUGGGACGGCAGAGUGGAUGGCUCCAGAAGUGCUAAGAAAUGAGCCAUCAGAUGAAAAGUGUGAUGUAUAUAGCUUUGGUGUUAUACUGUGGGAGCUUUGUACUAUGCAGCAACCAUGGGGAGGAAUGAAUCCAAUGCAAGUUGUUGGUGCGGUUGGGUUUCAGCACCGUCGUCUCGACAUACCAGAGGAUAUUGAUCCAGCUAUUGCAGCCAUCAUUCACAGAUGCUGGCAAACUGACCCAAAAUUGAGGCCUUCGUUUGCUGAGAUUAUGGCUGCUCUAAAACCUCUACAAAAGCCUGUCACUGGUUCACAAGUACCCAGACCAAGUGUUCCUCCGGUAAGCAGAGUUCAGGAGAAGGGUCAGCCGUCAGGAAUUCCGGAAUACUCACCAGGUGAAAAGAGCUAACCAGGUGUAAAUUGGAUUUUGCCAAACUUGUAAAGCCUCACUAUGCAUGCAAGUCCGGAAUCAACCAAGAUAAAAUACCAUCUUGUAAUCUGACAGGCAAACAUUUCAUAUUUGAGAGAAAUUGUGAUUAUUUCCUGCCCUUUUUCUACUAGUUUUGGGUUUGUCCUGGCACCAUGGCAAAUUGUUGUAUUUGUCCGUAAAUUGUAAUCAUUGUAAUGAAGGUUUACAAUUUUGGUCUCUUGUGCUCCUUGCUGUAGAAUUAUAUAUUAUGUAGAUUGGUUGGUGUAAAUUAACUACGCGGCAAUCAAUGAUACUGCUACUUCGAAUGUUUGACUCU
Molecule: messenger RNA, 4338 nt
Organism: Coffea eugenioides
Lineage: Eukaryota; Viridiplantae; Streptophyta; Magnoliopsida; Gentianales; Rubiaceae
Product: probable serine/threonine-protein kinase SIS8
Exons: 13
Coding region: 846-4001 (1051 amino acids)
Biological process (GO): protein phosphorylation
Molecular function (GO): ATP binding; protein kinase activity
Source: RefSeq, a predicted model, not a curated record